AUGGCUCCUACAUUAGCAUUUCACUUUCUUUCUUUGGUCCUUUUCUUCGUUACGAUGGGCGAAGGAAUCAUUGUUGAAGACUUGAAAAUUGAGUUGCCAGAUCAAAAGGAUAUUGAGGAAACCAAACAAUCUAAUCAUCUGCAUCACUCAAUCGAUAAAGCUAAACAACCUGAUUAUGAUUAUAAAGUUAAUAUCCAUGAUCAUAAUUCUUGGCUCCCUUGGAGUAGUCGUGAAACCAAGAAACCUAAUUCCUAUUAUGAAGUUAAUACCCGUGAUCCUAAUCCUUGGCACCCAUGGGGUAAUCGUGAAACCAAAAAACCUAAUCAUGAUUAUGAAGUUAAUACCCGUGAUCCUAAUUCUUGGAGCCCUUGGGGUAGUCGUGAAAGCAAAAAACCUAAUUACAAUUAUGAAGUUAAUACCCGUGAUCCUAAUUCUUGGAGCCCUUGGGGUAGUCGUGAAAGCAAAAAACCUAAUUACAAUUAUGAAGUUAAUACCCGUGAUCCUAAUUCUUGGAGCCCUUGGGGUAGUCGUGAAAGCAAAAAACCUAAUUACGAUUAUGAAGUUAAUACCCGUGAUCCUAAUUCUUGGAGCCCUUGGGGUAGUCGUGAAAGCAAAAAACCUAAUUACGAUUAUGAAGUUAAUACCCGUGAUCCUAAUUCUUGGAGCCCUUGGGGUAGUCGUGAAAGCAAAAAACCUAAUUACGAUUAUGAAGUUAAUACCCGUGAUCCUAAUUCUUGGAGCCCUUGGGGUAGUCGUGAAACCAAAAAACCUAAUUACGAUUAUGAAGUUAAUACCCGUGAUCCUAAUUCUUGGAGCCCUUGGGGUAGUCGUGAAACCAAAAAACCUAAUUAUGAUUAUGAAGUGUAUCCUAAUUCUUGGAGCCCUUGGGGUAGUCGUAAAACCAAAAAAUCUAAUUAUGAUUAUGAAGUUAAUACCCGUGAUCCUAAUCCUUGGCGCCCUUGGGGUAGUCGUGAAAGCAAAAAACCUCAAUAUAAUUAUAAAGUUAAAACUCAUGAUCCCAGUCCUGAUCACACAGAAGCUUUUGAGAAGGGAUUUUUCAACCUAGAGGAUCUUCAUGUUGGAAAUGUAAUGACCCUCCAAUUUUCUCAUCAAGAGAUUCCUCACUUUUUUUCAAGAAAAGAAGAGGCUGACUCAAUUCCUUUCUCAGUAUCACAACUCUCUAGCGUUCUUCAACUUUUUUCAAUCCCAGAAGACUCUCUUGAAGCCAAAAUUAUGAAAGGCACACUCGAACAUUGUCAAGAAGAAACUGUCAUAGGAGAGACCAAGAUUUGUGCCAACUCUGUAGAGUCCAUGUUUGAAUUUGUUGACAAAAUAAUUGGUUCAGAAAACAAGCAAAAUAUUCUCAGAACUAGUUAUCCUUCACCUACUGCUGCUCCUCUUCAGAAAUACACCAUUUUGAAGGUAUCGCAUGACAUCGAUGCUCCCAAAUGGGUAUCUUGCCAUCCCAUCCCAUAUCCAUAUGCCAUUUACUAUUGCCACACCAUGGCUACUGGGACUAAAGUGUUCAAAGUCACACUUGUUGGUGAUAAGAAUGGAGAUAAAAUGGAAGCUCUUGGUAUGUGCCAUUUAGAUACAGCUGAUUGGGACCCAAAUCAUAUGAUAUUCAGGACAUUGAGAGUUAAGCCUGGCAAGAAUACUCCAGUGUGUCACUUCUUUUCUAUAAAUCAUCUUUUGUGGGUUCCAUUGCCAAAUUCAAAAGUCAACAUAUGA
Molecule: messenger RNA, 1731 nt
Organism: Lathyrus sativus (Indian pea)
Lineage: Eukaryota; Viridiplantae; Streptophyta; Magnoliopsida; Fabales; Fabaceae
Source: the annotation of a GenBank genome assembly